AAAUGGGGUAUAAAUUUUUGGUGUAAAUAAUAUCGUCCCCAGCCCUAGGCGAGACCUGUCAGAGUCUAUUCUCGCAACUCCGUCCUCAAUGGAGGAGUCUUAUUUGACCUUAACAUCGUCUUGGGCAUACCUCUCUUUAUUCUUCAUCCGCCCUAUUUCUGCAAUCAUCUUCGUCCUCUCUUUGCUCCUAUUUGGCUGGCUUUUGGCGUGGAAGUUGGUGUUGGUUCAUGUUCCUCUUGUUCAAGAAAUUUUCGGCUUGAAGAAGAGGCCCGUCAAGCCCAAACCGGAAAAUCGCCUGCGGUUCACCCAAUUUUACAAAGACAUGGAUUCCCGGAAUUCUUCUGCCGCUCAACGAAGAGGCCACAAGCUUCAGGUUCAUGUCAAGAAGUGAUGAGAGGAGCACACUUCAACUGCAGCCACCUGAAAGAGUUUCUCUAGAACUUCUACUUGAAUUCAUGCCAUCUAUUGGUCAUGAACGGGCUCGGAGGGUUGUUCUGUGUGAAUAUUGGCUGUGAAAAAAAUGUGUUGCUCCCUCUAUUCUCUUUUAACUGUUUGUUUUGUAAUGAAAAAAAUAUGAUCCUUCCUUUGUCCAUAAAAAGCUCAUUGUUUGAUGUUCAUAGACUUUAAAAAUGUACAAAAUUGUAAAGUUUGAAAAUAAUUUAGAAAAAGAGGAAAAGUGAGAAUAUACACUUGUGGAACAAGUAACUAACUAACUGAUGCCCAAUCUGCCUUUUCUUCCUCCCCUUGAUUUGCAGGAUAGCAUCUUGCAUCUCCUUAUAGUUGUUGGCCCUCCAAUGAUACUGAAACCAAUUGCAGAUGUUGAUCUGAAUAUUCUUUGUAUAUAUGCAGGAGAUAAAUGGGUGAUCUUUGUCUUCCUCAGCUAUGCCAUAUCAAAGAACACGCCUGAGAUUAGUCUCCACAAACUUGCAUAAUCUGACUACUUUUUUAAAUCAAUUGAUUUGAAAUAU
Cuscuta campestris is the source of this 968-nucleotide messenger RNA. Lineage: Eukaryota; Viridiplantae; Streptophyta; Magnoliopsida; Solanales; Convolvulaceae. The record is from the annotation of a GenBank genome assembly.